This is a messenger RNA of Chaetomium strumarium, 2583 nucleotides long. RefSeq names its product sulfate transporter family-domain-containing protein. Bases 155 to 2266 code for a protein of 703 amino acids. The transcript is spliced from 3 exons. The record is from RefSeq and is a predicted model, not a curated record. Gene Ontology annotation, cellular component: plasma membrane. Gene Ontology annotation, biological process: transmembrane transport. Gene Ontology annotation, molecular function: sulfate transmembrane transporter activity. Lineage: Eukaryota; Fungi; Ascomycota; Sordariomycetes; Sordariales; Chaetomiaceae.
CUACUAGUAGUAUCAAUCAGCCUUUCACCUGAUAAGUGGUACUAGUACUAGUCUUUUUUUGGAGUACAUUCUAGGGGCUUCAAGCUCCGCAAUCGAGUACCUGCGUUCAGUAUUAGACGCUCAUCCUUGCAACACGAAUCCGUUAUUAUCCACAAUGCGAACGCUUGACCAGGCCAAGGAAGCCUUCGUCGAGGACUUCAACUGGAAGCGUGCGAGACGGCUCGCGCAGGCCGGGACUCGUGCUCUCCCGGGGGCGGCGGUCGAAUAUGUGGUUGACAAGUUCCCCAUCGUGCAAUGGCUGCCUCGCUACAACCCGAGAUGGCUCGUCAACGAUGUCAUCGCCGGCUUGACGCUGGGUCUCAUGCUGAUUCCGCAGGGCUUGUCGUACGCCAAGAUCGCGACUGUGCCGGUCCAGUACGGACUCAUGUCCAGCUGGCUGCCGUCGGUCAUCUAUGCCUUCAUGGGCACGACGAAGGACCUGUCCACUGGCCCGACAUCCCUCAUCAGUCUGCUCACGGCGGAGAUCAUCAAGCAGCUCCGCGGCGAGCAGUGGUCCCCGUCCGAGAUUGCGUCGGCGGUGGCGGUGAUGAUCGGCAUCUACGGGCUCGUGAUCGGACUGCUGAAGCUCGGCUUCCUCCUGGAGCUCAUCUCGCUGCCGAUCCUCAGCGGCUUCAUCUCGGCCGUGGCCAUCACCAUCGCGCUCAACCAGAUGGACUCGCUGCUGGGCGAGCCGAACGUGGGCGACGGCACGGCCACGCAGAUCCACGACAUCUUCCAGCAGCUGCCGCAGGCCAACGUCUACGCCUGCGCCGUCGGCUUCACCGGCAUUUUGUUUCUGACCGUGCUGGACCAGGCCGGCAAACGGUGGGGGAAGAAGAACAGAAUCGUGUGGUUCCUCUCCAUCACGCGGGCCUUCAUCACGCUGGUCAUCUUCACCGGCGUCGGCUACGCGGUGAACCGGUCGCGCGGAGAUGCAGACAGCUUCCUGUUCGAGGUCGUCCAGGUCAAGUCCAACGGCCAGGAGGCGCCCCGCGUGCCCAACCCGACGCUGCUCUCCAAAGUCGCGGGCCCGAGCGUGGCCGUGUUCAUCGGGUCCGCCGUCGAACACACGGCCAUCGCGCGCGGCUUCGGGGUGCGCAACCACUACGUCACGGACCAGAGCCAGGAGCUGACCUUCUACGGCGUGGCCAACAUCGCCAACAGCUUCUUCCACGCCAUCGGCGUCGGCGGCGCCAUGUCGCGCACCGCCGUCAACUCGGCCUGCAACGUGAAGUCGCCGCUCUCGGGCUUCGUCACCACGGCCGUCGUGUUGGUCUCCAUCUUCAAGCUCGUCGGCACGCUGUACUGGAUCCCCAAGGCCACGCUGGCGGCCAUCAUCAUCUGCGCCGUGUGGCCGCUGAUCUCGCCGCCCUCGGUCUUCUACCGCUACUGGCGGACCUCCCUAGCCGACUUCGUCUCGGCCAUGCUCGCCUUCUGGGUGUCCCUGUUCGUGUCCACCGAAAUCGGCAUUGCCACCUCGGUGGGCUUCAACAUAGUCUACGUGCUCCUCCGGCAGAUCUUUGCGCCCAUCUCCACCGUGCCAGACCCAGACAAUGACCACGAGCGGCACUGCUCCGAAAUACUACAAGCCAUCUCCUCCCCCCCUUCAUCCUCCCUCCCCCUCCCAUCCGACACGCGCAUCUUCCACUUCACCGACUCCGUCUUCUUCCCCAACGCCUACGCAAUCAAAACCGCCCUCCUAGACACCAUCAAGGCCCACCACGCGCCCGUGUUCCACAGCCCCGAGGCCCUCGAGGCCGAGCGGAACUGGUCUGUCAGCGGGGAGCGGCGACUCGCCAAACUCCGCCGGAAGGCCGGGAUUCGGGACCCGCGCGCACUGCCGCCCAUCGGGCUUGUGGUGGUCGAUUUUGGGAGGGUGAACCACAUCGAUGCGACGGCCUGUGCGCAGCUGGAGGUUCUCCUAUCCGAGAUUAGGGCGUAUGGCGGGGAAGGGGUGGCAGUGCGGUUUGCGGGCAUGUCUGGGUAUGUCAGGCAGCGGUUUGUGCGGGCUGGAUGGCGGGUGGUGGAGGGCGGGGAGGCAGGGGGGUCGGGUGAAGGGGGCAGGAUUGAAGGCGUGUCGGGCGUGGAUAAGCACAUGGUGGUGGAGGCGUAUCGUAGUGUUGUCUGUGCUGUGACUGCGCCGAGGCACGGGAAUGUAACGGCGGCGGCGGAGAAAGAGGGCGGAGGAAAGGGAGAGGAUGUUGAGGAAUAUGUCGAGGAGGCGUAGGCAUCUGCGAAAGGCGAUAGUAGGCGAUGGUAUGUUGCUUAAGGGGUAGUAUUACUAAUAGGAGCUGAUGUAUGCUCCUCUGUCACUACGACAACAGACAUCCUCUGCCCGCAAAAGCUCGCGGUUUCUUAUACGCUUGCAGCAUCUUCCAGACUGAAAGCUCCUUGCAUACAUCAUGAAUAUGGCCGAUCAAAGGCUACAGGUGGGCUCGGUCCAGCUCCGCCUCGGCGUACUAGUAGACAGCUAAACUUGACCUAUUCCCCCUUGCCCUUAUCAUAUCCCGCCUCUUUCUUCCCUCAGAAACGUUCUCAUACCCU